GAAAAAAACCAUACAAACAAGCAGGUGAUGCUUUUAUUUUUGAAGGCCGUACCGGAAACGUGUCAGUACUCGGGUCAGCCUGACAGUUUCGUGUCGUGCCUGAGAGGACUGUGGUGAAGUCUUGCAGCGGUUCAGACUUGAAGAGUGACAACUUACGACGGCGAGUGCUCUUCAUGUGUUUGCUCGUGGCUCUUCCCGGUUCUCUGGACGGAGGCGACAGCCGUUGCUCUGAGCUCACACAGCCGUUAGGUUCGUUUACUCGCCGGGACGAGCCCAACCGCCGUCCCCCCUGCCAGGUUAGCUUGGAUACUCAAGGACAUUUUAACUUUACGGUAGCUACUUUGGCCUUUUUCUGUCGAUUGAGGAAAUCCAGCGUGUGUUUCUCCGGCUCAGCGAUGUGGCCAGAUUUUGUAAACACGGACAGAAACGGCGGCUGAUACCCACCACCACCACCUUCCUCCCCACCUCGACUGAUGAUGUUUCUCUCCGCGUCAUCUUUACAUGCCGUACCCGCACCCCUUCCUCUGCCGAAGGGCCAAACAAACGGCGACGUGAAGGAAAUCAGUUGCUGACUUUUCGAUGCGUUCAUCUCCAUUAUGGCAUCGUUCCCCGACCUCCUCGUCAAGUCGGCGGCUGCUUCCUGCUGAAAGACAACCGCGUUGCUGCUGAAAGUGGUGACACCCCCCCUCCUCCUCCUCCUCCUCCAUCUCCACCAACCAAAAAAGAAAAAGAAAAACCCGGAGAAAGACCAAUGAACUUUGAUUUCGCCCGAGCGCUGCUGGAGAGUGCUGAAGCCAGAGAGGUGCAUCAGCGGCGUGCAUCAGGUCCAGGAACCAUCAAUGUGGACUUCAGCUGGUGAUUUGACAGUUCACAUAUAGGAGCCUCCCCCCCAGAGUCUCUCCUGUCCCCUUCCCCCCUCCCUUCCCUCUGUCCCCCCCUUCCCCCUUCCCUUGUCAUUCUUUUCCCCCAAUCCCCCUUUUACCUCACCUCUAAUUCACCAUGCUUAUCAAGGAGUACCGCAUCCCCAUGCCCAUGAGUGUGGAGGAGUACCGCAUUGCCCAGCUCUAUAUGAUCCAGAAAAAGAGCCGAGAAGAGAGCUGUGGCGAAGGCAGCGGGGUUGAGAUUCUAGAAAAUAAACCCUACACAGAUGGACCGGGUGGGACGGGCCAGUACACCCACAAGGUCUACCAUAUUGGCAUGCACAUUCCCAGCUGGUUCCGCUCCAUCUUGCCCAAAGCAGCACUGAGGGUUGAAGAGGAGUCCUGGAACGCCUACCCUUACACCCGCACCAGAUACACCUGUCCCUUUGUUGAGAAGUUCUCUAUUGACAUUGAGACCUACUACAAACCAGACACAGGCAACCAGGCAGAUGUCUUCAACUUGUCUGCAGCAGAGAAGAGGCAGAGGACUAUUGACCCAAUCGACAUAGUGACAGAUCCUAUCCCCCCUCAUGAGUACAAAGCGGAGGAGGACACGCGGCUCUACAAGUCAGCCAAGACCCAGCGGGGUCCACUGCAGGACGACUGGAUAGAAGAGUACAACAACAACCCGGGGAAGACCCCCAUCAUGUGUGCCUACAAACUGUGCAAGGUGGAGUUUCGCUACUGGGGCAUGCAGUCUAAGAUUGAACGCUUCAUCCAUGAUGUUGGACUGAGAAAGGUGAUGGUGCGUGCCCACCGGCAGGCCUGGUGCUGGCAGGAUGAGUGGUACGGUCUGACCAUGGAGGACAUCCGGCAGCUGGAGCUGGAAACCCAGCUGGCCUUGGCCACCAAGAUGGCCCAGUUCAGUCAGGCGGAGGAGGCCACAGAGGCCAACGGAGGUGCUCCGUCUCCGGACAAAGAGCAGGAGGCUAAAGAGGCGAUCAGCUCCAUUGAAGCUGAAGAGGUGGUCGUCAGCCAAGGAGGAGAGACUCUCCAGCCACGAGGAGUUCUCACCAAGCAGUGGUCCACUUCAUCCCGAUCCUCCCGCUCAUCCAAGAGAGGAGUGAGCCCAUCACGUCACAGCAUCUCGGAGUGGAGGAUGCAGAGCAUAGCGCGAGACUCAGAAGAAAGCUCGGACGAAGAGUUCUUCGAUGCUCAUGAGGAUCUCUCAGACGGCGAGGAGGUCCUGCCAAAGGAAAUCGCCAAGUGGAAUUCCAACGACCUCAUGGACAAGAUUGAAGCUGCCGAAGCCGAGGAAACUCCUGGUGAGCUGUUCAAGGAAAUGACUAUGGAUUAUGAAAGAGCAGCCAGUGAGGAAAGACUAGAUGAGAUGCGUGGCUCUGUUAGCGGCAAAGCCGAUAGCUCACCCAUUCCCACCAUCAUGAUAACAAGGCACCAGUCAGAGAGCUCGUCCCAGCAGUGUCUGCAGCCCUCCAAGAUCCACGUGCUGAUCUUGGUUCUGCACGGAGGGAACAUCCUGGACACAGGCGGAGGCGACCAGAACAGCAAGCAGGCCGACGUCAACACGAUUAGUACGGCUUUUGACACAGUCAUGCGUGUCCACUACCCCGCUGCGCUGGGACGCAUCGCCAUCCGCUUGGUACCUUGCCCUGCCAUCUGUGCCGAGGCCUUCUCCCUGGUGUCCAACCUGAGCCCGUACAGCUACGAUGAGGGUUGUCUAUCGAGCAGCCAGGACCACAUUCCCCUGGCGGCCCUCCCCCUCCUCGCCACCUCGGCUCCGCAGUACCAGGAGGCCAUGGCCACCGUCAUCGUCAGAGCCAACCAGGUGUACGCAGACUUCAUUAAGUCUCUGGACGGGGCAGCCUUCUCCGGCCAGGUAUGCCUCAUUGGGGACUGUGUGGGAGGAAUAUUGGGAUUCGAUGCACUGUGCAGUAGCAAUCAGACAGUUAAUGAAAGCCAGAACAGCAGUCGUCGGGGCAGCGUUGUCAGUGUGCAGGACCAGGACCUCCUCUCUCCCGGCAUCAUUGUCAACAGCGGGCACGGCUCAGCCUCUCCCACCCUGGAGGGCAGCCGCCACCUCAGUCGCAGCAACAUCGACAUCCCCCGUGCCGGUACAGGUGACGACAACAAGAGACAGCUGCCACGCAAGAGAAGCGACUCCUCCACCUACGAAGUGGACACGAUAAAACAACACCAGGCCUUCCUGACCAGCUUACACUCCAGUGUCCUCAGGAACGACACAACCUCACGCAGGUCGAGCAGCAGCACUAUGCUGGAUGGAGGCUCCCUGGGGAAGUUUGACUUUGAGGUGUCCGACUUUUUCCUCUUUGGCUCUCCGUUGGGUUUGGUACUCGCCCUGAGAAAGACUGUCAUUCCCAUGCUGGAUGUGGCUCAGCUGCGACCUGCCUGUCAGCAGGUCUACAACCUGUUCCACCCUGCUGAUCCCUCAGCCUCUCGACUGGAGCCUCUGCUGGAGAGGAAAUUUCACCUCCUGCCUCCCUUCAACGUGCCCCGAUAUCAACGCUUCCCCCUGGGAGACGGAAACUCCGCCCUACUGGUGGAGACAGUCCAGAGCAACGCUCAGCUGCUACUUGACAGUGGGCCUCCACUGUCCUUUCGCUGUCAGGAGACCAUCAGUGAGACCUGCAUCCCUGUGCCUGUGCUAAACUGGCAGGAGGGCUCCCUCAAAGCCACACCCGCCACUAUGGAGUCGGAUGUUGUUCAGUCUCAUGGUGGUGUCUUCAUGGACAGUUCGUACCCCUCAUCCCCCGUAACGGGCCCCCUCUCCCGGGGCCAGCGGAGGGCCAGUGAGGUCAGCAUUGCCAGCCAGGUCUCAGGAAUGGCAGACAGUUACACUGCCUCCAACAUAGCCAACACCAAUUCAUGCCAAAUUAACCAAUCCAAAAAGUUCAGCCUUUUGUCCCAACUUGCCUUAUCGUCACAAACCAAAUUCUUCCUGAAAAGUCCUCCUAAGACCCGUAAGAAAGCAGGGGCUGGCCAGGCCACAGGAUUUCCUGAUGCUCAUCUAGCGGCAGAGCUGGACAGUGAGGCAGAGGCUAGUGAAGGUCAAAGUCCCCUUGGUCAGUACGAGAACUGCCUGUCAGCUGGGCUGGACUUUGCUAUAUCCGAUCUGGUCUCUCUGGACUCCCAGGCGGAAGUGGAGCAAGUUGCAGCACGGUGGUGGGGCACAAAGCGGCUGGACUUUGCCCUGUACUGCCCCGAUGCUUUGACCGCUUUCCCCACCGUGGCUUUACCACACCUCUUCCAUGCAUCCUACUGGGAGUCCACAGAUGUUGUGUCUUUCCUCCUACGACAGGUCAUGAGGCAUGAAAACUCCAGCAUCCUGGAGCUUGAUGGCAAAGAAGUGUCUGAAUUCACCCCCUCCAAGCCUCGAGAGAAGUGGCUCCGAAAGAGGACUCAUGUGAAGAUCAGGAACGUGACUGCCAACCACCGUGUGAACGAUGCAGUGUUUACAGAAGACUCCCAGCAGGUCGUGACGGGUCGCUUCAUGUACGGUCCUCUUGACAUGGUUACUCUGGCUGGGGAGAAGGUUGACCUGCACAUCAUGACCCAGCCUCCGUCAGGAGAAUGGGUUUACUUCAACACAGAGGUGACCAACAGCAGUGGCCGUGUGUCUUUUGUUAUCCCAGAGGACAAACGUCUUGGAAUCGGAGUCUACCCGGUCAAAAUGGUUGUCAGAGGCGACCACACAUUUGCAGACAGCUACCUGACAGUUAUUCCAAGAGGCACAGAGUUUGUGGUCUUCAGCAUCGACGGGUCGUUUGCUGCCAGCGUGUCGAUCAUGGGCAGUGAUCCCAAAGUGCGGGCAGGAGCUGUGGAUGUUGUCAGGCACUGGCAGGAUUUAGGCUAUUUAAUCAUCUAUGUGACAGGACGACCUGACAUGCAGAAGCAGCGGGUGGUGGCUUGGUUGUCUCAGCACAACUUCCCUCAUGGUAUUGUCUCCUUCUGCGACGGUCUGGUCCACGACCCGCUGAGACACAAGGCCAACUUCCUCAAAGCCCUGACAGAGGCACACUUGAAGAUUUUCGCUGGCUACGGAUCAACCAAAGACAUCUCAGUCUACACCUCCAUUGGUCUCCCUUCCUCACAAAUAUACAUCGUUGGUAGACCCUCCAAGAAGAUGCAGCACCAGUGCCAGUUCAUCACAGAGGGAUAUGCGGCUCAUUUGUCCCAGCUGGAGUACAACCACCGCUCUCGGCCAGCCAAGUCCAGCAGCGCACGCAUGGUGCUCCGUAAAGGCAGCUUCGGCUUGGGCGCAAACAGCGACUUCCUGAGGAAGAGGAACCACCUGCUGCGCACCAUCUCCUCCCAACCGGCCCCCAGCUCCCCAACAGGGAGCAUCCACAACCGACCAGAACGCACACAGAGCCAAUCAGACGGGGAGCGGCUGGAGAGCGUUCACAGCCACAGCCAGGGAGCGACACAGCGCAGCAUGAGCAUCACAGCCAGCUGCUGGGGUCGCAGCAGCAGCACCAAGCUGGAGCCCGGCAUUUUCAGCCCCAAAUGAGAUGAGCAAGACAAUGUCCCUUCUGGAGAGUGACUUAAAAAAAACCAUACAGGGCUGAGGAAGAGACUCCUGACAAAUACACAAGCAAAGAGUAAGAACAGUUUGCACCAGAUGGGUAAAUACCACAAGAUAAACAACAGGUGCUACAAACAGCUCUUUAUAAAAACUAAUGCCAGUCACACUCAACACCAAUAUUUAUGGACAGGGGCUGUAUUUAUUACAAAACACACACACAACUCAACAGGCAUUUCAAGCAUCUUCCUGAAACAGGAACAUGCACACAAGUAGUCAUAGCUUAUAUUCUAGGAAUCUAGACUGUUUCUACUGUUUAGUAAAUAUUUAUCAGUCUUGAAUACAAGGUCAGCUUUUCCUCCUACAACAGGCUUUUAGACUGGAGAAGGUCACACAUACAAGCGCCCCCAUGCGAGAACACAAACCGGCUACAGUCGGCCAGUAUCAGAUCCAAGAUACUGAGCUGUAACUGCCAACUGCAAGCACAACAAUUACUAAAGAGAUCAACUUUGAGCAUUAUGGUUUGAAAACUAUGUCAUUUUUACGUGAUAAUCAGACAAGUUCAGGUCUCGGAGCAGAGCUGAGAAUCGGGUAGAACUGGACUGUGUUUGUUUUGCGGGUGUGACCGAACAAACACACAAGUAUUUAAACGAAAAUUGAUCUCUCCUGGAUUUUCUUUAGGUCGAGCAUCAUCAUUUUGAAACAUUUAAAAACAACAUGAAAUGAUUCGGGAAUACUUGUCGCAUUGACUUAAUAAUAAUCGAACCACACAGUCCAGUUUUGCUCGCUUCGUACUCGUCCCUCAGACCAAAGAACCGUCCGGGUAUCACACGAAGCAAACAGCGAAAUGACCCUUUAACUAUGUUUGCAGCUGAAACUUGUUCCUGGGAUUUUUUAGCUUUUCACCACAUGUGAUCAUAGUGCACUGACAGUAAAUAUAUGACUCAGCUAUAGGGAAGAAAACUCCUACUACUGAACGUUAACGUGCCAAAGCAAACAGUGUAGAAUGAUACGCUGUACAUGACGAGGGAGGAAAUGAUUCGGGUCUCCUGUGUAAAAAUGAAAUAGAGUGUGUAAGUAUGUAAGAAUGCCUUAACAAGGCUUGUACAUAAUUGUUAUAUUUACAGUGCAGAUCUGGUAUCUGGUCCACUGAAGACCAGUUUUAAGUGUCUUCUUUACUCUGGGGGUAAACAUCACCUCAUUCAGGAUACACUUUAUUGAUUGAUUAAGAUAAUUGUUGUUAUUUAAGACUAUAGAUAUUUUAAAAUGUAUUGAUUUUGUGAACAAAAUGUGUUUUAAGAUUACUUUAGCUAUAUUGUUUUUUUAUUUUAUUUUAUUUUAUUUCUUUGAACUUCAGUUGCAGCAGCCAAAACUCAAAGAGGUCUUUGCCUGGCACAGUAUUGUAUUUUUAUGAUUUCUCUCUUGCGGAUCACCAGAAUUGUAUCAACAGAACUUCUAUAUCUCGUGUCAUAUAUUGUAUGUUUGUUAUUAUCUAUUUUGGAAAUUUGGGAUAUGGCUUCUCUCCGGUUAUCCCACAGCUGUAAAUGAGGCGUUGAAUGUGCUCAUAGAUAAUCCUCCUUAGGUUAAGGUCUCUUUUCUCUGUUCUGCUGCGCCUUUUAGAGGAAGAACAAUCUGCAAAUUGUAAAUUCUGUACAAUAUGCUGUCAGAAGUAGAUACACAUGGAGCUAGGAUUUACUUUAUGCUGUUCGCCAUUUAUUUCCAAAAGGGGUAGAAAUGUGUGAUUUAUUCAUUCACAAAAUGAUGUUUAUUUGUCCCUCUAACAGACAUGUACAGAGCUGACUGCAAUGGACCAAUAUGGGCUCAAAUGUAAGGGGAAACGUGCAAUAUUACUCAACCACACCGCAACAUCAGGCAGACCGUGUUGAGUGAAUGUCACUGUGCACUGACAAUCAGCUCAACAGGCGCAAGUGCUACUGACGUCAAAUUGCAGAGGGGUACCUGAACGCAUCUUACCACUCAACAAAGGCACAGGAACACAUCUGACAUUUUAAAAAAGGAGAGCAUUCACAGAAGAAGUGAUCAUGGUUUGAAAUAAUACAAUAAGCGAUCUUAACUUUAUGCUCUAGUGUGAAGGCCAAGAUAAAGUCACUUAAUUUAAAAGUGCCACAUGAUCGCACCCAGUUCACUAGUUCCAUCUGGCCUGAAAACAAAUCCAAACCCUUCACGGAGGUUUUGGUGUUUACCUCUUGACUGUGUUGGAGUUGUACAACGUAAAGGUCCAGUGUGUAGGAUUCAGGGGCAGAAGUGGAAUAUUUUAUUUUUCAUUUAAUGUAUAAUCACCUGAAAACUCAUGCUGUGCUCCUCAGAGGUAGGACCUUUAUAGAUUCAAAUUUCUGGGCACCACAAAUAGUUGACAAAAACCUUGGCCUACUGUGACAAAAUGAUCUUCAGCAACGUUAUACCUCAGGAGUUCAGCCCCUGUGCAUACAUAACAUGAAAAACAACAUGUGGUAACAGCCAAAUACAAAUACUGUUGUCUAAAAUGCAGCAUUUGUGCAUUUUGUUUCAUUUUCGUUACCAUAGAAUGAGGGACCAGGCUCUCUUCCACAUACUCUGCUGUGUCGCACCACCAUGUUUCCACAGAAGCCCAGAAUGGAGAAAUGAAACACUGGUUCUGUAAAGGGCCUUUUGCAUUUUCAGUAACCACCGUUAAGGAAGGUGGAAAAAAGGGAUAUUCAUUUGGUUGAAUCUGCCAAUAAAUCCUGCACAAAGGACUUUUAACAGAACAUUUUUGAGGCUGUAGUUUGUGCCGUUGUCGAACUUUAUUGUGUUCCACCGAGUGGUGUUUCUAUUAUUUUGGCUAUCCUUUUCUAAUUAAUGAGGGAAGGCUUAAAUCUCAAGGCUGAAAUACCUAUAACUUCUCCAACCAGGAGCUACCUGGUGAAGAAAGGUGCAAUUACCUGCUGUACUGCUGUCCCUCUGCAUUUUGACCACUUCAAAGAUUCGGCUUGAAGCCAUAUAUCUAAAAAAAAAAAAAAGCUGCUGAUUAAAUCAAAAGCUGUGUGUAUAUUAAUAGUAAUAAUAAGACAAAAAGGACAGACGAAGUUGUUAACUCCACCACCCUGUUCCCUCCCUCAGAGAUCUGGAUUACCUGGAUGACAAAAUCCAGAGAAUGUAAAGCAGUGCGGUUAUCCUCUGGGCAGACAGACACACACAUUACCAGAGGCCUUACAUUUCCCUUUUUUGCCUUACAUUGACCAUUGUGUUGCGAGGCCUAGAAUGAACGCUGCUCACUCCUGAAUUGACUUCACAAAAAGGAUAGACUGUUCAUGCAGACCUCAAUAGGAAAAGGCCAUAUUUUCUUAAAAGGCUUUGGCUUGCUUUACCUUUUGAAGGAAAUGUACAAAAGGAGAGAUCAGUUUGAUGUAUUUCCCCACCACUAGGCAGACCAUCACUAUCUCAAGCUUCGUUCCCCGGGGUUAAUGCAAUGCCACAACUGUUAGAUCGACAGUUAACGUUUAUAGGCUGUAUAUAUAUACACACACACACACACCACAUACCUUGGUAAAUAUUUUCAUUGUACAGGGUGUGAAUCUUGUAGGUUUUGGAUAACUUCAUUUUAUCCAUUCCCUUGUGUUUUUAUGUACAGUGUAUAAAGAACAUAUAAAGAACCACUCAGUCAUGUUGGCCUUUUUUUUUUUUUCUCCUGAAUUCAGUGGCGACAAUAUUAUAAAGUUUAGCUCAGUGACGAGGAGGGAAAAUACUUUGCAGUUCACUCAAAACUGUUUAUUUUAAAGAAUUCAGUCCGUACAAAUGAAGAUUCCUUCAGAGAACCAUAGAGAAAACAAACGUACAUACGGUGCCAGAACUUUUAAAAAGGUUUGCAGAGUCAGGGAGGAAGAAGAAAACACUGAGCUGCAUAAUGUCGUUGGUUUUACACGAGGAAGACGUUUGAAAGGCCAACAGUCACACAUCAACUGACAGAAUAACUAAGUGUAUUCUAGAUUUAUCACUGAACUGCUUUUUUUUUUUU
Molecule: messenger RNA, 9415 nt
Organism: Acanthopagrus latus (yellowfin seabream)
Lineage: Eukaryota; Metazoa; Chordata; Actinopteri; Spariformes; Sparidae
Product: membrane-associated phosphatidylinositol transfer protein 2-like
Exons: 27
Coding region: 1000-5409 (1469 amino acids)
Biological process (GO): phospholipid transport
Cellular component (GO): cytoplasm
Molecular function (GO): phosphatidylinositol transfer activity; phosphatidylcholine binding; phosphatidylcholine intramembrane carrier activity
Source: RefSeq, a predicted model, not a curated record